Alternaria postmessia is the source of this 1908-nucleotide messenger RNA. RefSeq lists its product as uncharacterized. The transcript is spliced from 2 exons. The coding region runs from base 1 to 1908 and encodes 635 amino acids. Gene Ontology annotation, molecular function: DNA-binding transcription factor activity, RNA polymerase II-specific; zinc ion binding; RNA polymerase II cis-regulatory region sequence-specific DNA binding. Gene Ontology annotation, cellular component: chromatin. Gene Ontology annotation, biological process: regulation of transcription by RNA polymerase II; DNA-templated transcription. NCBI's taxonomy places the organism in Eukaryota, Fungi, Ascomycota, Dothideomycetes, Pleosporales, Pleosporaceae. The record is from RefSeq and is a predicted model, not a curated record.
AUGCCAACCCCAGGAGGCGCACUGCCCAUGCAUUAUCCGAGCGGAGUAUACCCAGUAGCUGAUGCGUGGCCGCAAACCGGAUCUCAGGAACUGUCCUCCGACUACAUACACCUUUCCACUAGCUACCUGGACAACCCGACAGGACUUGCGUAUCCAAUGGCUGCUCAGACCGUAUUGGACACCACGCUUCCCGAAACUGCACUGCUCGAAGACAAGCGCAAAGACCUCCUUAAUCUUAUUCACUUGCAGUUCAACGAGACAGGUCACGCGCCAGUCAUGGCGCAAAAGGAAGCCAUCAUGAAGGGCGAUAAAGACGACAGCCGCCACGUAGUGAGUCUGUGUAUGAUGCAGUCGUACAUCAGUUCGUACUGGAACCACGUCCACCCACAGUUACCGAUCCUCCACAAGCCAACGUUCGACGCAAGCACAUGUCCCGAGCUGCUACUGCUCGCCAUGAUGUGUCUCGGAGCUUCGUCCUUGGAGAAGAACUACGAUCAAGAGACGACACAGUCUUGUGCUCAGCUGGCUGACUUUCUGGCAUGGCACCUGCGUUGGGCGCUUCUCAUGGACCCCAACGCCCGUCCACCAGCGAAACUAUGGGCAAUUCAGAGCCUGCUCCUUGUCGAGGUCUUUGAGAAGAUGUACUCCACACGUCUGCUGCAUGAACGGGCGCACGUCUACCAUGCCACCACAUUGACGAUGCUAAGGCGAGGAAACUCGUUGACCGGGCGGUCAGCGAUAUAUUCGCAUCCUAGCGUCGAAGAGGAAUCAAGUCGUGGCACCAGCGGAACAGGCAGACCCGAUGAGUGGUGGAGCCUUUGGAUCACGAAAGAGGCUACUACAAGGGCAACACUCGCGGCUUUUGUCAUUGACAUCAUGCAUGCCACCGUGUUCGGCCACAGUGCUGUCAUGGCUACUCACGAGAUGCGUCUUCCACUGCCAUGUGACGAAGCUCUCUGGUCUGCAAGAAGUAGUUCUGAAGUUCGUCAGGCUAUGCAGUCAGAUUACGUCCAUCCAAUAUCCUUCCUUGACGGCCUUAAGAAAGCGUUCAAUAAGGAAGCGGUAAAAACCAGUCCGUUCGGACGCAUGAUACUUAUGGCAGGCUUGCUGAACGGGUCAUGGCAUGUGAACCAGUGGGAUCUACAAACCAGCUCGCUUGGCAUGACAGCAGCACUCGAUACACAAGACGAGCGGCUAGCAUCCUUGAUCCACGCUCUUGACUUCUGGAAGCAGGAAGACUGCCCUGCUCCGGAUCGACAUGGGUGUCGGGAUGGUACUGGCGGCGAUGACGUCUCCGAAUCCCAGGUUGUCCUCUACCACCUGGCAAACAUGGCCACACAUGUCAAUUUCGUCGACUGCCAGAUCUAUGCCGGUGCUUCCGAAAUACUUGGGAAGCAGAUAACCCCGCAAGAUUGUAAAGACGUACAACGACGGAUGGAGGAAUGGGCUCCCACCCCCCGAGCCCGACACGCCACGUUCCAUGCCUUCUGCUUGCUUUCCCGCGUCAUGGUCAGAAGAGACCGCAGCCCGAACCCCAGCAACCCAUCCAGCGACACUUCCUUCUACUCCGCGCGCGACGACCACAUCCCAUACCGAUCAUGGACGCUUUAUCUGGCCACACUCGUUGUCUGGUCGUACGGCUUUGCGCUAGAAGGACCGGUUCAGACGCCGUGCCAACUCCUAUCCUAUGAACGCAAGGUCGAGGAUAUGGUGCUGUACCUCAAUCGCAUGGGAGGCGUGAAAACACCUGAAGAUCUGAGUAAGACUUCGCAUCGCAAUGCUUGCUUGGGGCUGCUGAUCAUCACGCGAGACUUGUUUGUGCAGACCAGGUGGGAGUUGCUGCAGGAGGCAGGUCGUUCGUUAACAAAGUGCAUCGAGAUGCUGCUUCCCCAUGCAGCCAGUGGGUGA